Tribolium madens (black flour beetle) is the source of this 3484-nucleotide messenger RNA. RefSeq names its product gamma-aminobutyric acid type B receptor subunit 2 (gene GABA-B-R2). Gene Ontology annotation, cellular component: G protein-coupled receptor heterodimeric complex; membrane. The record is from RefSeq and is a predicted model, not a curated record. The transcript has 11 exons. Lineage: Eukaryota; Metazoa; Arthropoda; Insecta; Coleoptera; Tenebrionidae. The coding region runs from base 72 to 3311 and encodes 1079 amino acids. Gene Ontology annotation, biological process: G protein-coupled receptor signaling pathway; gamma-aminobutyric acid signaling pathway. Gene Ontology annotation, molecular function: G protein-coupled GABA receptor activity.
UACAGCCCCAGUGUAAGCGUGCACUCGAAAAUGUCCCAGCGCGUCGGAGCCCGGGCCUCGGCCCCCUAGUGAUGCUUGUUUGCGUGCGAGUGCUAGCGCUGCUGUGCCUCGUGGGGGCGCAGCGGCCCAACUUGGACGCCCGCCGCCACGACGUCUACAUCGCCGGAUUUUUCCCCUUCGGCAAGGGCGUCGAGAACUCGGAGACAGGCCGCGGAGUGAUGCCGAGCGUCAAAUUAGCCUUGGACCAUGUCAACGACCACUCGAUCCUCAGCAAUUACCGGCUGCACAUGUGGUGGAAUGAUACGAUGUGCAACGCCGCCGUGGGGGUCAAAGCCUUCUUCGACAUGAUGCACAGCGGCCCCCACAAGCUCAUGCUUUUCGGGGCUGCUUGUACACACGUCACCGACCCCAUCGCCAAAGCGUCCAAACACUGGCAUCUGACACAACUGUCGUAUGCCGACACGCAUCCUAUGUUUACCAAAGACAAUUUCCCGAAUUUUUUCCGAAUUGUUCCGUCGGAAAACGCCUUCAAUUCGCCAAGACUGUCACUUUUGAAAGAGUUUAAUUGGACGAGAGUGGGGACGAUUUACCAGAACGAACCGAGAUACUCGCUUGCGCACAACAGGUUGGUGGCCGAGUUGGACACUUUGUCUUUUUCGGUCGCAGAAACACAGAGUUUUACAAAUGAAGUCACCACAGCACUGAGUAAACUCAAAGAAAAGGAUACGAGGAUUAUUUUAGGGAAUUUUAACGAAAGGUGGGCCCGAAUGAUUUUCUGUGAGGCUUACAAACUGGAAAUGUAUGGCCGGAAGUACCAAUGGAUCAUCAUGGGGACGUAUGGUCAUUACUGGUGGCGGAAAAACGACAGUGACAGUAACUGUACUUUGGAAGAGAUCGAGACGGCCUUGGAACAGACUCUCCUUACCGAUUUGCUCCCUCUGUCGACGAGCGGCGAAAUCACAAUUUCGGGCAUUACCGCCGACGAGUACAAUAUGGAGUACGACUCGCGCCGUGGCAGCGAAUACUCCCGUUUCCAUGGCUACACCUACGACGGCAUCUGGGCUGUAGCCCUCGCCAUCAAGAACGUAGCCCACCGGAUCCGCGUCAUCAAGCGUAAUUUGACAGUUAGUGACUUCCGGUACCAUGACCCCAUCUGGGAGAAACUCUUCCUGGACGCUUUACGCAACACAAGUUUCGAAGGAGUGACAGGUCCAGUCCGUUUCUAUGACAACGAACGCAAAGCCAGUAUUUUACUGAAACAGUUUCAAGACGGCCAGGAGAUCAAAGUUGGCGAGUACAGUGCUGCCACCCAACAUCUCGAUCUGACCCUAGGCGCGCCACUCAAAUGGAUCGGAAAACACCCUCCCAAAGACAGGACUUUGCUCAUAAUCGAGCACACGAGGGUCAAUAAAACCGUCUAUGCCAUUUUGGCCACAUUGGCCGUUUGUGGCAUUAUUAUGGCCACCGUUUUUCUCGCCUUCAAUAUCAAGUAUCGCAAUCAGCGCUAUAUCAAAAUGUCCAGUCCACAACUCAACAAUCUGAUUAUCAUUGGGUGUAUACUCACGUACACGAGUAUCGUGUUUUUGGGUUUGGACUCGGGGUUAAGUAGUAUUGAGGCCUUUCCGUAUAUUUGUACAGCGAGGGUUUGGACGCUAAUGGCGGGGUUUUCACUCGCCUUCGGUGCGAUGUUCAGUAAAACGUGGCGAGUGCAUUCGAUUUUUACCGAUGUUAAGCUCAACAAAAAAAUUAUUAAAGAUUAUAAACUCUUUAUGGUCGUUGGUGUGUUGCUGUUCAUUGAUUUGGUGAUUAUGACCACGUGGCAGUUUGCUGACCCGUUUUACAGGGAGACCAAGCAACUGGAACCUUACCCGCACCCUUCGAGCGAGGACAUCUUCAUCAUCCCCGAGAACGAAUACUGCGCCUCGCAACACAUGACCAUCUUCGUCGGCUUAAUCUACGUCUACAAGGGCAUCCUCAUGAUUUUCGGGGCCUUUCUGGCCUGGGAGACCCGUCACGUGUCCAUCCCAGCCCUGAACGACAGCCGCCACGUGGGCCUCUCCGUCUACAACGUCGCCAUAAUGUGCAUAUGUGGCGCUGCCGUUGCCCUCGUCCUCGACCACCAAGACGCCCUCUUCCUAAUCAUAGGAGUCUUUGUACUAUUCUGCACCACUGCCACUUUAUGGUUAGUUUUCGUACCGAAAAUGGUCGAAUUGAAGCGAAACCCGGGAGGCUCGAUUGACAAGAGGAUACGAGCCACGCUGAGACCGAUGUCCAAGACUCGAAGGGAUUCGAGCGUCUCCGAACUCGAGACCAAGCUCAAAGAUGUUAAAGCGCUCAAUUCCAAGUAUAGGAAGACAUUACUUGAUAAGGAGUCUGAGCUUCAGAUGUUGAUAAGGAGGCUUGGGAAUGAAGCGAAGGAAAUAUUAGACUCCAGGACCGACUCGAUGAGUGAUACGAAUAGACUUUCGGUGCCUCUCUUGAGGAAGGAGGCUCCAAGUGCGACAGAGACGAGCGAUAUUACCUCGCUGUGCAGUCUCAGCUCGCAGGAUUUUGCCUCACUCCAUCGAGCAGACAGCCAAAAGCGGAAAAAAAGUCCGGUCUGUGAGUCCCCCAGACUCGAACCAAACGCACAACCCCAGCCCGACCCCAAACCCACUCAAAACGGCGACGUGCCCCCUCAACCCGAAGCCCCCCCUCCACGCAUCGACUUAUCCCCCGAGCCCAAACGCCCUAACCGAACCCCCGAGAAGCGUCGCAUGAGCAUGCGGACGGAAAUCCCCGAACACGACGAAAUCUGCCACCGACGUGUCAGCGUCCCCAGCAAUCGCACCACUCCCAAGAAGAAGCCCGAGUGCGGGACUCACGUCGUGGCCAAAAGCGAGCUCUGGGACACCGGGAGUCAACACCGCUGCAUGAAAGGCCACCAGAAGAACCGCGUGAGUAUUUCGCAGGAGGAGGAGGACGCGCAUAUGCACAGAUCGGUCUCGGAGCGCAACCGCCACUCCCAGAAGAGGGAAAAGUCGCCGGUGGCGAAAAAAGACGUGAAUAUAUGCAACCAGCAGUGCAACAAGUUGGGGUACUUCCAAUCCACGCCGAAUGUGGCGGCUUUGAAGACGGCGGCGUGUCCGCCGAAGAGGGACAAGUCCAUGUACAACGCCACCUCCGAGAGCGAGCUCCUAGACAGGGAGAUUUUGCCCAUCUUUCAGAAAUUACUAACAGAGAGGAAUAAGAGCCAACAUAACAUUGAUUACUCGUUCGGGCGGUCGUGUCCGAACAUUUCAAUCAAGUGCGACAUUGUAGAGUAUUUGUAAGAGUGUCAACAAGCCUAAGAACUAGUACCGCUUUUUAUACUAGGUGUUUGAACUAAGGAACACUCGGUGUUAUGACAGACUUAUAACAAUCGAUAAGAUCUCCUCAUGGUUGUGUUAACGUUAGAGCUCUAUGUUGUACAAUUCUAAAUCUUAGAUUAUUAAUGUUAACUAUA